AGAGUGUCAACAGCAGUACAGCCAGCAGAACUGUCCGAAGCAGGGAGGGGGAGUAAAGAGGCAGUUUAAACGUCCGGACGUUUGAGAUGGGGGACGAUCGACCCUUUGUCUGCACUGCCCCUGGGUGUGGGCAGAGAUUCACUAAUGAAGACCACCUGUCAGUGCACAAACACAAACAUGAAAUGACAUUAAAAUUUGGUCCCACCAGGACAGACUCUGUGAUUAUUGCAGACCAGACCCCCACCCCCACACGUUUCCUGAAGAAUUGUGAGGAGGUUGGUCUAUUCAAUGAACUAGCCGGCUCCUUUGACCAGGAGAUAUGCAAAACGCAUGAAGAUGAGCAAAGAACAAAACACACUGCUGCACCAUUACAAACUCCAUCUGAAAUAAAAGACGAGGAAGAGGAUUCUUUACAAGUUGAUUCGUCCCCUCCUGAAAGUCCUGACUCUUCAUCCAGCAUGUCUGAAAACAGCAGAGACUCAAGGGAGAUUCUCACAAAACCUUUGGCUAUUUCUGCUCCCACUUCAACUAUUGUACGUCCAGGUUCUCUUCCCCUUCACUUAAGUAAUGACCCACUACAGCCGACUCUGCCUUCUCCAACGUCUGUAAUCACACAAGCUCCACCUUCCAACAGGCAGCUUGGAUCUCCCACAAGUGCAUAUCCACUGGUGAGGCACCUCCCUAAUGGGCAGACUGUCCCUCUUUUGCCCAGCCCAGUGCAGUUAACCUCAGUUAUAUCUCUUGCGAGGCCAGUGAACACAGUGCCUAACAUCCCCGGGAUUCCAGGACCCCCUGUUGGAGGAGUCAGUAGUGGUUCAUCCUCCCCGUCCGGAUAUGGCCUUCACACUGAGACCAAGAUACGACUUAAGGCAGCUCUGUCUCAUCAAGGCCCGGGAGCACACGAUGGAGCAGGUGGUGGAUCAGGAUCCAUCCCUGCUAUCCCCCAGAGGCAGGAACAGAGCCAACAGCCCUCUCAGAAUUCUGAUGCCCCAUCACCUGCACAACCACAGGUGUCCCCUGCUCAGCCAACAGGGGGUCGGCGGCGGCGUGCCUCGGAGAUGGACCCAGACGAGAGGAGGCAGCGCUUUCUGGAAAGGAACCGGGCCGCUGCUUCGCGCUGCCGACAGAAACGGAAGCUGUGGGUCAACUCUUUAGAGAAAAAGGCAGAGGACCUGGCCAGCAUGAACGUCUCAUUAACAAAUGAAGUAACUCUUUUAAGGAACGAGGUGGCUCAGCUGAAACAGCUCCUCCUGGCUCACAAAGACUGCCCCGUCACUGUCAUGCAGAAGAAGGCGGUUUUCCUCGCUGCAGGAGGAGACGAGGCCUGCAGGGACGUCUGCACGGAACCCAUCGGCUCCCCGGCUGCAGUCAUCCAGCGCGGGCCGUCGCCCYCCGCCUCGGCUCCCAGCCCCGUGGCCACCAUCAACGGGCUGAGCGUUCGCGCCGCAGAGGCCGUGGCCAUGUCGGUCCUGGCCGGCAUGGGGUCGGGUCACCCGGGAGGGGUUGUCAUGGCAACGCAGUCGCAGCCAACUACAAGAUGAUGUGUGUGUGUGGGGAGGGAAACAAAAAAUAACUUAAAAAAAGAAAAGKUUGACCAGAAUGAACUGGAGUGGCAUUUAAAGGCCGGACUGGUGCAAAGUGUGUAGUGAAGAGGGCCCCACCCUCGCCACAUAACUCAGAUACCUUCUCCUCUCACAGCUUAUGAUAAUCACACACAAACAAAACGCAGUUUCUCCGUCAGCCCCCCCUCCACUUCCAGCUGGCUUCCUCUCCACCGGAUCGCCGUCACUCUGCAUAUGUAAAUAUGGAAAACAUGUUGAACACUCAUUCUGCAGGGUUCUAGGCUGUUCUUGUCAUGUUGGAUUAGGUUUUAGAUCUGGAAGAAAUUUAUUUUAUUUUUUCCUUUAAUUGUUGGUUUUUAGAUCAGGAAGCAGCAACAAUCAAAGUCGUUCCCACACACUGGCUGUGAUGAGGUUUGUUUCUUUCCAGGCUGGCUAUUUUACUGUAAAAAUAAUGCUCUUUUUUUAUUUGUUAAAAAAAAGGUUGUCUUCUUUUUUUUUAUUCCUAAGAUAUGAUGUUCAUGUGAUGUUUUCUUUGUGCUGUUAAACUAUGGUGAGCUAUUGGCUGGCUGCCGUGUUUGUUUUUUACUUCCUUUUUGUUCUGUUCUGUAAUUUUACAUUUUCCUUUGAUUUCUUCAUAAAUACACUCAACAGUUUAGUCAGCAGAGUUCAUAACAAAUUGUAGAUGUGCACUGUUUAGGCUGAGAUUGUGUGACCAUCUUUUAAUCCAUUUAGAGCGAAUGUCAUAUUAGUCUUUUUUUAAACAAACCCUAUUGACUGCAUGGAUUUUGCAAGACUAAACAAAUACCACUGUUUGUACGUAACCCAUUAUAAAAUCACUGUUCUGUUUUGUGACAUCAAGUUACCGAUGCCAAAAAUAAGUACUUGUAUGAAGAUUUCAUCCACAGGCCUAAUGUACCGCACUUACAACAGAUAGUCUUUUAGGAGACAUUUGAAUGGUAAUCAAACAAUAGACUUUACGUCCUAUACCCAACCAUUGCAGUUGUGGAAAGAGUAGUGCAAUAUAUUUUUCUUUUCUUUUAAAUUAAUGUACUUUCUUUGAGCUGAUGUGUAGUGUUGAGAGAGGUUUGGUCUGUUUCAGUCAGAAGCUGUAGUUAUAAGGUGACCAAAGCAAAUGUAAAGACAGGUUUUAAUGGGUUAAUUAGUGCACAUGUAGUUGCAGAUGUUCUGUUGUUGAGGGCUUUUCACCAUAAAACAAAAAGUCUUUUAUCGUAAAGCAGACCUCAUACUUUGUGCAAGGUGCUUUUCAUGUUUUUUUAUAACAAUAUCUCCCAUCUUGUUUUUCUUUUCCACUUGUCACUCUUUUUUUCUCCAUUCUCAACUUUUAACAGAUUGUACUUUUCUCUAUGGAAAUCAUGUGCCCUUACAUCCUCUGUGUACCCAUAAUUUGUUGAGUAAAGGUCUUUAUUUUAUUUUUAUUUUGUAUUUUUAACUGAGGCUGAACUACAUGGGGGGUAACAAACAUGUAUUGGAGGUGAGUUUGCCCAUUACUCAGGCUUCAAGAUGGGAAGAAAUACUUGUGUAAAAUCUCAACUAAUUAAUGAGUUGUCUCAGACAAAAAAUAAAAUAAAACUAGCAGCUA
Austrofundulus limnaeus is the source of this 3162-nucleotide messenger RNA. It is a transcript of the gene atf7b, whose product is annotated as activating transcription factor 7b. Lineage: Eukaryota; Metazoa; Chordata; Actinopteri; Cyprinodontiformes; Rivulidae. The coding region runs from base 87 to 1541 and encodes 484 amino acids. Gene Ontology annotation, molecular function: DNA-binding transcription factor activity. Gene Ontology annotation, biological process: regulation of DNA-templated transcription. The record is from RefSeq and is a predicted model, not a curated record. The transcript is spliced from 12 exons.